GAAACCGAGCGCCGUUCACAAACGCCGCGUGCGCCAAAACUGCUGCUGGACACCGACCGGCCUGCCUGCCUGCUACCCACCGCCCACCCACCUGCCCACCUCUGCCGAACUUACCUGACCUCGCCGUCCUUGCUCGCCACCAGGUAGAGACAGCUAUGCACACAGCUCCAGGCCACCUCAAACCACAGCUCGGCGCCUGAUGCAACAACAGCUCCCCCAGUCAAACGAAAAUUGCGAUUUCUGAGCUUGCCUUGUCCGACCCGCCCAGCUUGCACCAGGCCAAUUGCUCCCCACCACCCCUCCACUGCCCUCGCAGCAAGCUCUCACAAAAGCUUGCACCCAAACCACGCACAAUGCCACCCAGAUCGUCUCUGACGAGCUCAUUCUCGGUUUCAGAUCCUCAGAACGAGGUCGUAUGUCCAUUGAAGAAUCACGACGGCUCAGCAUGCCGCAAAAGAUGUCUUGGAGAGAAGCGGUACCGCUCCAUGCAGGAGCACAUCCGCCGAGCUCACCCAGACCACUAUAUCCCCAAACUGCCUGCUACUGAGGAAUCGUUCGCGCUCAUGGUGAACACCCCUCCAUCCGAGCGACCUCCCCACUCCACCCCUUCCCAUUCCAUCAACAACAACAACAACAAUAGUGUCUCAGGCCACAUAUCGUCCCACGCGCCGUCUGUCGGACCGCCUGGUCAGUAUUGCAGCCCGCAGAGCGUUUUCGCUAUGUUGACAGAGGAAGGCGGCCAUGGCUUGGACGGGGCCUCCUUUUACAGAGACCCAUACAACGCUUACGACCCCACGCCCAGAAGCUCGGAUGAGUACAGGCGUGGGAGCUUGCUGCCGGCCACAAGUGCUGCUGAAGUGCUCGCUCAGCUGCACGAUUCUAGACAGCCUGAGAUCCAUUGGGAUGCUGAACAGGAUAUGUUCUCGGAUGACGCUGCGUUCAAACCUCGCCCCCGAUUCGGGCCCAUUGAGCCUGAACUUGCCUUUGGUAGUAACGACUAUUACCCAGACCUUGGAACCCCGCGUACAAAAGAGCUCUUACCUUCUUCUCUGGCGCGGUCACCUCCUUAUCAUCAUCGAUCGAGUAUACCGCCACGAGAUCGACUAGGUAAGCCAAACAGACCGCGUAAGCUGUCUGUAUCCCAAAAUGCCCGGAAGCCCAAGCACGAACGGACAAAGUCCAAAGAACAUGUACGAAGGAACUCCUAUGACCGAAACAAAGCACUGUCUGCGGAGACUUCUAGCAUGGCCAAUAAACUCGGAAGCCGGUGGGAAGAUUUGAUCGAAGCUGCUGCCUCGGCCACCGAGGAGGACAGCCGUGAUCUCACACCUGUACGUGUUGCUCUUAUCUUCUUUCGAUCCACAUCUACUCCUCCAUUGUGGUCCUCGAAUAGAAUGAGAAAUAGCUUGCUAAGAUACCUCCGCGGCAAAUGCAGAUGCCCCCUUCUCCGAAGCAGAUAAACAGCAAUCGAAAUUCGCUCCCUCCACUGAUGCAUCAUCCCCUAUUCCAAGGAAACAUGAUGCACACAUAUACCGCUUCUCCCCUUCAGCAGGCACUAACUCCACCUCCUCCAGACAUGGGCGAACUUCAACCCUUCCCUUCCGUUGAAUCCUCCGCAGAUUCUAGCAUUGCGAGUAAACAGUCCGGUCUCAAUUUUCACAUGUCUUCCCAGGGUUUGUCGACAUCAAACGAUGCAUCGCCCACCUUUCCUGUCGCUCAUCCGGGCCAUCUUGUACAAAUCUAUUGCGCGGGUUGCAGGAGGCUUAGUGCUCUGAGGGAUAGCUUUGCGUGCACGGAAUGUAUUUGCGGUCUUUGUAAAGACUGCGUAGAUGCGUUGAGCACAGAGCAACAGAGAGGACGACUUGCACGAUGUCCAAGGUGCGCAACAGUUGGCGGCAAAUUCAAGCCGUUCCAGUUAGACAUCAGGUGACAGCGAGCAUGGAUGGAGGAAGUCGCGAGCAGAAGGCGUGAGAACUACUCCAUCAGUCCCACCAGUAGCCUCUCGGUCAAACCCACAAGUCGUCUGCCGGAAGACACCAUAGAGUGCGGAGGACAGGCGUUCGGGGGUGUACAAUUUGAUGUUGAUGGCAUAAUUUGGGCUUGAAAACAGUGUAACGCGGAAGGCAGAUUAACGCGCCACGAUCCAGUUCUAGGCAGCACUUCGUUCUACAAGAUGUAAAUAGACUUUAAAAAAUGGCCACCAAAAGCUAAUGAAGUACUGCUGCUAAUUCUCCUGAGG
Molecule: messenger RNA, 2239 nt
Organism: Verruconis gallopava
Lineage: Eukaryota; Fungi; Ascomycota; Dothideomycetes; Venturiales; Sympoventuriaceae
Exons: 3
Coding region: 354-1460 (368 amino acids)
Source: RefSeq, a predicted model, not a curated record